GAUGCUGAAGCUGCUGGAGAAGCUCCCGCCGGGACGGGCCUCUGAGUUCCUUCAUAAAAUAAUUGAUGGCAUAUGUGGCCGUGCCUACCCUCGAUACCAGCAUUACAGCAGUGUUUGGAGCCUGCCGGAGUGGAUGGAUGUUUUAGAGGAAACUAGGACAUAUUUCAGAACUGCUGUGGGCAAAAACAUAUCUCAUGAAGAGGCUGCUCAGCUGAUAAAUGAGCUAAAUUCAGACUGCCAAGAAGCAAUCACAAAAUGUCUAAAAGGCAGAAAGGAAGAAAUUAGGAAUGCACUGGUGGAAAGAGUGAAUGCAAUCUCAUCUGCCCAGCUGCAGGACUUUGACUGGCAGUUAAAGCUUGCUCUCUCCAGUGAUAAGAUCUCCAUGCUGCAAAUGCCACUUCUCAACCUUGAUUUGGAUGUGAGAGAAAAUGGGGAAAUCAAACCAGUUUCCAUCGAGAUGAAUAAAGAAGAGCUGCAGAACCUCAUCAAUGCACUGGAAGCCGCCAAUAAGGUUGUUUUGCAGCUGAAGUGAUGGAAUUCAGGGGAUCAACAAUAGCUGGUGAUGGCUCCCCAAGUGACUUGAGCAGAAAACAGUCCCCCAAGAAAUGCUCCCUGCAAAGCCAAAAAAAUACUGAAGUGAGAAGGCUGUUUAGGACUUGUGACCAAGUAAACUCAAUCCUUUGAUUAAAAUACUAAAAUUUUAUAUCUGUUUGACCAGAAGAACAAAAAAAAAUCCCACAUAUAGUUGCUUUUAAUACUGAAGAUGUAUAGAACCAUGGAAAAAGUGUCACUUAGGACAUUGUGCCAGGCUUGUCCUGGUGCAGCUUUGGUGUAGUGACUGCACAGGUGCCUGGUGAAGCUGUUGCACCUUACUUGCAUCAUCUGUUCUCCUUCUCUAAGGUGCCAUGAUAAUGAAGAACAUGACAGAGCCCUUGUGGCAUUGAUGUAUUUAUACCUGUAA
Molecule: messenger RNA, 961 nt
Organism: Indicator indicator
Lineage: Eukaryota; Metazoa; Chordata; Aves; Piciformes; Indicatoridae
Gene: COMMD8
Product: COMM domain containing 8
Exons: 5
Coding region: 2-532 (176 amino acids)
Source: RefSeq, a predicted model, not a curated record